This is a messenger RNA of Carassius auratus (goldfish), 1829 nucleotides long. Its product is annotated as ankyrin repeat and SOCS box protein 12. The transcript is spliced from 4 exons. Gene Ontology annotation, biological process: protein ubiquitination; positive regulation of protein catabolic process; intracellular signal transduction. The coding region runs from base 11 to 1045 and encodes 344 amino acids. NCBI's taxonomy places the organism in Eukaryota, Metazoa, Chordata, Actinopteri, Cypriniformes, Cyprinidae. Gene Ontology annotation, molecular function: protein binding. The record is from RefSeq and is a predicted model, not a curated record.
UACAAAACGUAUGACUGAAUUUUUCAGUGGCGGUGUGUGCGCGCACAGCGCCCGCUCUGGCCGCCCAUCGAACAGUUUCCGCUGUUUACUGCCCGUCAGUGUUUGGCUUAUUAGCUCGUUCUCCUCUAUGCUCCAGCUGCGGCCGGUGGAGGAGGAUGAAUCAGCUGCUGAGAGUCUGGAGCUGAACCGAGCUGUGGCUGACAAUGACCAUUUCCUGCUGGCCAAGCUACUUUCACAAGAACGUUACAGGAAGUGCAUUAAUCAGCAGAGCGGUUGGGGGAUCCCAGGUACCCCGUUACGUAUGGCUGCGUCAAAAGGUCACCUGAGGUGCCUGCAGUUGCUCCUGGCCCAUGGGGCAGAGGUAGACCGACUUGAUGUUAAAGCCCAGACCCCUCUUUUCACUGCUGUGUGUGGGCGUUACCUGAGCUGUGUGCUCGCACUUCUCCGUGCCGGAGCUAAUCCAAAUGGAAGUCAUCUGAACAACAGCUCGCCCGUGCUCACUGCCGCUCGAGAGGGUGACCCGGAGAUCCUCCGCCAGCUGCUUCAGCAUGGGGCGGAGGUCAACGCCAGGUCAAAGGUUACGCUUUGGGCCUCAGGGGUUGCUGUGUGCAGUGGCCCGCUUUACCUGUCAGCCAUAUAUGAACACCUGGAUUGCUUCAAAAUGUUGCUGUUAUAUGGGGCAGAUCCGAACUAUAACAGUCCGGAUGAGAAUGUGAUCGGCAGAGGCACGCAGCAGAAGACAGUCCUGGAAUUGUGUUUGAGACACGGCUGUGGAGUCGAAUACAUUCAACUGCUCAUUGACUUUGGGGCAAACGUCUACCUGCCGACCCUCAUCAUAGAAAAGAGCACCAAACAGAAUGAAGCUCUUGAGCUGUUGCUGAAAGAGCGAGGGUGUCCGAAGACUCUUGUCUCUCAGUGUAGAUUGGCUAUUCGUAGACACCUGAUACAGGUGAACAAGAUUCAUUCUUUGGACUCUCUGGAGAUUCCACCCAGGCUCAUCGACUAUCUCAAACACAACCCUGUGAACAGUGCAUUGGUUUACUGACAAAACAGAGUACUCCACUGUGCCUUUACUAAAGGACAGACUCAUUUAUUCACACACAGACUGGACAGGUGGACCAUACAGACAUCAGAGGGAGCGAAACAGACAGAAGAUCUGGACUUAUGAUGUGGACUCAUUCGUAUGCAAUCUCACAGACAGACCGAUACACUGCUAACAUCCCUGGUUUACAUAAAUGGAGUGUGUUAAACAUCCUCAUAAAUUAAUUUGCUGUAAUUUCCUUCAAAAUUGAAAGUGUAUAUUACCAGAAGUGUUGUUGUAAAUUCUCUUAAACUAUGCAUUGUCGUAAAGUCUGUUCUGCCUUUUCAAGAUCAUGUGGAGGUUUUAGUUUCUCAUACCAAAUUCAGCAAUGAUUUUUACAGAAUCAUUAGCGUUUUGUUUAUCAGUAGCAGCUUGAUGAAGCAUGUAAAAAUGUUCAGAACUGGCUUAUUAAUCUUAAUAAGAUAUAUAAACUCCAUUGUGAUGUGCUUGUAUCAGUGAAUCCAUUGUUUAGAACAUAUAGACACUUCCAACAGAUCAUGUCACGUAACCUCCAUUGUGCAGGUAGCAUGUAAUGGAGAUCAUUCUGUUCCUGUGAGGUUAAAGACUUCAAAAUGAACAUCAGUUCCAGAGCUAGUCCUCAGAAGGAUUUAUAGCAUAAGUAUUAAAGUAUAACAGUCUUAUGCUAAAUGGGGUUUACAAUACAGAUGCAGGUGUAUUUUGAAGAUGUAAUUCUAUGGAUGGCGUCUGGCUUGUUAUUUUGUUCAUAAAAUUGAACUGCUGAACAUCA